Messenger RNA from Marchantia polymorpha subsp. ruderalis, 1244 nucleotides. The record is from the annotation of a GenBank genome assembly. Lineage: Eukaryota; Viridiplantae; Streptophyta; Marchantiopsida; Marchantiales; Marchantiaceae.
CACAUUUACCUCGUACUCGGCAAAGGUCAUCUCUCCCAGACCGCCACCAGCCACAACCGUAAUAGACGUGGAACACAUUCGGUGCUAUAGAAUGAGGAUUGGAACUCUCGUCACAUGUAAACAGAGAUAAUUUCUUAGGUUGCUACUGAUCACAGAGGCGGAGAAAGCUAGCUGGGUCUGAUACGUGCUAAAACGGAUUGAGCGGUGAAAGGAGGCAAACAAGUGGAUUCUUAUCUAUGCCGUUCUCGGCUGCUGCUCGUUUGUUCAUGGAGAACGAUGGAACGAAGACAGCUACAUGCAACCGAAUUUGAGGAUUAGUCGUGAGUCUUGAUUAGACUGUAGCUUGCUGAAGUGAUCAAGGAUGGUGAUCGAGCUUACUCUGUCUUCUAUCAGGGGAGGCACUUCCAGAGACUCGCCAUCAGAUGUUCUUUUGAUCUGAAUCCCGUUGUUAAAUUUUGACGUUCGAGCUUCUCUCCUUCUCUAGCUUCUUGCAUACUCUUGUCUAAUAAGCUCUCACAGACUCUUCGUGACGAGAUCUGAUGCUGGGGCACGAAUUCUGGAACGUGUACGCAGCUAUAUCUUCAUCAUUGACAGCAGAUCGAGACAGGAAGUGGGACUCAGUCGCUGAAGUCCCUCUUGCUCCGCCUGAUAGAUCUUCAGUUGGACUUGGAGGGGCACCAAUCAAAUACAAGUCCAAAAGAAGAAAACGUGACGUGAAGAGAGCAGAUUUUCCGAAUGCCUUUCUCGAUCUAUAAUCUUCUUCAAGACUUUACUGCCAUGUUUUGGUCUAUGAGUUCAGAGUUCUCUACUUGAUAGAAUUUGGCUUUUAAGAACUAGUAGAGAUGUCUCAUGAGCACAUUGAUUCACAUUGAUCUUUGCGCUUGGGGCAAUUACGCAGUUAGUGAGGUGAAAACCGAGAUGCCUCAAUUGCUGGUUGAAAACUUUUUCCACAAUAUUUCCACACUUUUAUCAUAUCUGUUGACAAUUUUAGCACACCCUCAUCGAGACGUCUGGUAUCUGAAGAGAUCAUUCUGAUCUCCUAGAGCCCAUCCAAGAGAGGUCGUUCUUGUGCACAUGUACUUCAGAAAUUAAGACCAACGGCGAACUAUGAAGAUUUGCUACGUUAAAGAACAACCAUUCAAACCACUGACCAUAAAUUUAUCGACUCUAGGUGUUAAGAUUCUUCGUGGAUAUCAAAAUUUUUAUUUCUGAGACUUGUACUCUUUGAUACCUAAAAGUCCACA